CCUGAAGCUCGUCGCGGGGUUGGACAAUCUUUCCUUUCGACAGCUAUCUUGCGUCGGGACAUCUGUGCCGCUAGGAGAUAAGCCACGCCAGGCUCUCAUGUUCAUCUCACUCGUCACAGUCGAUAUCACCAGAUGCUCCAACUUCAACUAACAGGGACGAUCUUAUAUUGAGGUAAUGUCCGCGGCUCAUCUGUCACACGAUACACCACGGACUCGGUAGAAAGCGACCACUCUAGCUGGAAUCGGAAUCAGCAUCAAUAAUCAAAACGUCGUCAAAAUGUCUCAGACCAAUUCUGAAAAGAGCGAUGCUAUAACACCGGCGCCGGCCCGGAGCAGCGGAAGCAUUGACGCGGGAAAGCUCGAGAAUGCCGAGGAUGCUUUUGAAGUCUUCAAGCGCGGCGAAGGGACGGUCGACUUCCGUACCGUGGGUUGGAUCCACGCCUCAGUAAUCUUCUUGAAGGUUAUUUUCGCAACCGGUGUUCUCACAAUUCCUUCAGCGAUGUUCGUGUUGGGUGCCCUGCCCGGAGCUAUCAAUGUUCUCGGCUGGCAGUUUCUAAACACGUAUUGCGCCAUUAUCCAGGGUAAUUUCCGUAACGCACAUGCUGGAUGUCAUUCUAUCGCGGAUAUGGCCAACGUCGUUGGCGGCGUUUGGCUCAAGGAAGUCGUCGGAGUCCUGUUCCUCGUCACCUAUGCAAUCGUCGGCGCAUCGGGCAUUUUUGGCACAUCAGUUGCCUUCAAUGCGCUCUCGAAUCACGCCAUCUGCACCAACUAUUUUAUGUUGGUGGCCACUGCCUGUGUCUUUAUUCUCGCAAGUGCUCGAAAAUUCGAAAAGAUUGCGUGGUUGACAUGGGCUGGGUUCUUGUCAGUGUAUAUCGCCGUUUUUAUCGUGGUUGUUGCUGUCACGCAGGUCGACAGGCCUGCCGCUGCCCCAAAGACCGGCGAUUUCGACCUCGGAUACCAUGUCAUCGGAAACCCUAAUUUCGUGACCGCAAUCACCAGUGUUGCAACUAUCUUCUGCUCUGGUGCAGGAACAUCGGCGUUCCUCCCCGUGAUCUCGGAAAUGAAGAAGCCUAAGGACUACAACAAAGCUGUGUACCUUUGCAUGGGUAUUGUCACAGCGUCCUACUUGACCUUCUCACUUGUGGUCUAUCGCUGGUGCGGCCAGUGGGUUGCCUCUCCCUCACUGGGUAGUGCUGGAGAGACCGUCAAAAAAGUCUCGUACGGUAUCGGCUUGAUCGGCCUGAUGGUCAGCGCCUGCCUCUACAUUCAUGUCGCCGCCAAGUACUUGUUCGUCAGAAUCUUGCGAAAUUCUGUUCAUUUGCAGAAGAACUCGGUCGUUCACUGGUCUGUUUGGCUUGCGUGCACCCUCGGAAUGUCCGUGGUCUCAUUCCUCUUGGCAUCUGGAAUUCCCAUCUUCAACUAUCUGUUGGCGCUAGCAGGAAGUUUGACUUUUGCACCUCUAGCACUCGGUCUGCCUGGUUACUUGUGGAUCUUCGACCACCAGCAUUACAGACAGGGAAACUGGUGGCAAGUCAUGGUAUACUGGCUGAACUGGCUCAUGAUUCUUCUGGCCGUUUUCCUGACGAUCGGUGGUACUUAUGGUGUCGUUCAAAACAUUAUUGACGCCUAUGCCGACGGCUUGAUUGGAGGUGCAUUCUCAUGUGUUGACAACAGCGGCUCGUCAUGA
Molecule: messenger RNA, 1687 nt
Organism: Colletotrichum scovillei
Lineage: Eukaryota; Fungi; Ascomycota; Sordariomycetes; Glomerellales; Glomerellaceae
Product: transmembrane amino acid transporter
Exons: 3
Coding region: 278-1687 (469 amino acids)
Biological process (GO): amino acid transmembrane transport
Cellular component (GO): vacuolar membrane
Molecular function (GO): amino acid transmembrane transporter activity
Source: RefSeq, a predicted model, not a curated record